Molecule: messenger RNA, 1823 nt
Organism: Octopus sinensis (East Asian common octopus)
Lineage: Eukaryota; Metazoa; Mollusca; Cephalopoda; Octopoda; Octopodidae
Product: cadherin-23-like
Exons: 11
Coding region: 555-1823 (422 amino acids)
Biological process (GO): homophilic cell-cell adhesion
Cellular component (GO): plasma membrane
Molecular function (GO): calcium ion binding
Source: RefSeq, a predicted model, not a curated record
AUUCAAACAAGGGAACUCUCAUCACUAAAGUGACAGCUGAAAGCCGAGACAGAGGCAUACCGAAUGAUAUUGGUUAUGAAAUUAUUAAUGAUUCUUGUUCAGCCUUUUCUAUUUCCAAUAACAGUGGUGAAAUCAGAAUUGAAUCUGAUAAUCUUGACCGAGAAGAUCCUGUAAUUGAUAAACUGAAUGGCGUCUGUACUGUUGAAAUAAAGGCUUAUGAAAUAAAAAAUAACCAAAAAGGUGAUAGUGUCACGAAAAACAUCACAAUAUUUGUAGAAGAUGUGAAUGACAAUGAUCCCUUGUUCAAUAAAAAAUCUUUUACUGCAAAGGUCAAUGAAAAUACUACAAAGGAUAAUCCAGUAACAAUAAAUGAGAUUAUAACUGUAAAAGACGAGGAUACGGUGGAGUACAGUAAAUUCAGUCUUAGCUUGAAAACUUUGGAUGGUAAACCAUUCACUGCUCUUAAAGUUAUUCCAGUAGAAUCAGUAAUAGAAACAACUAUAGCUCUGAGUGUUAAUAAUCCUGAUGAACUUGAUUAUGAAAAGGAAAAACAAAUGACAUUUAAGAUUGUUGCUGAAGAUAAAGCUUCAUCUAAAGCCAGUGAAGCUAAUGUUACUCUAGAAAUAUUGCCUGUGGAUGAAUUUCUUCCCCAAUUUUCUCAGCAAAAAUAUCAAGUAAAUGUCUCUGAAGAUAAAACUGUUGGUAAUCUGAUCACCAUAACUGCUACUGAUGAUGAUUCAGGCAAAGAUGGAGAAGUGACAUAUGCAAUAUUUGGAGACAAUAGUUUCACUAUAGACAGCAAAAGCGGUACUAUAUCAGUCUCAAAGAAGCUGGAUUAUGAAAAAGUAACUUUUUAUAGUUUACUUGUUGAAGCCACUGAUGGAGGUAAUCGAAAAGCGACUGUUGAUUUAGAUGUUUUUGUGAAGGGCAUUAAUGAUAAUGCCCCUAUAUUCAGACCAAAAUUCUAUACUGGACUUCUGAAAGAGGGCAAAACCAGUUUUGAGUAUGAAAUCACUGUUCAAGCAACUGAUGCUGAUAAAGAGAAUUCAGGUAAUUCUCAAGUAAAAUAUUCAAUAGUAAAUGCUAGUCAAAGCCUUUCAAACAGUUUUUCCAUAAAUGCACAAAAUGGAAUUAUUACUCCAUCAAAUAUAGAUUAUGAAAGCCUGACUCAUAAUGUCAUCCAGUUAGUAGUCAAAGCUGAAGAUAAUGGUAAACCAGUCAAGGAAGAUACUGCCAUUGUUAAUAUCACUGUAUUGGAUGUAAAUGACAAUGGGCCUCAGUUCCAAGAAAGUUUUUACAAUAUAUCAAUAAAGGAAGAUUUAACUGAAGAUAGUUGGCUUUUAAACAUUACUGCAAAAGAUAAUGAUAAGACAAGUCCAUUCAAUCGGGUGAACUUCCGUCUAAAAACACAAACCAGUGUCUUUCGCAUAAAUUCAGAGGAUGGAAGUAUUUUUCUCAGCAGUAAAUUAAACCAUGAAGAUAAAUCCUUUUACAAUCUCACCGUUCUUGCCACUGACGGAGGAACUCCAUCUAAAACAGCCACUACUGAAGUAAAUGUCAUUGUAGAAGACGUUAAUGAUGAAACACCAGAACUGAUACUGGGUAAAACAAAUAUAGAACUUUAUGAAAACAUAACCGUUAAUUCUUAUAUUACUUCAAUAAAAGCUACAGACAAGGACUUGAAUAGUAAGCUGAUUUUCAAUAUUUCACAAGAGACAAUUGAAAUAAAUGGAAAAGGAAGAGAAGUCAAUAAAAAUACUAUCGUGGUAAGACAUUUUUGGAUUUUUUUGCUUGAAAUAGAACUUGUUUUUCAGAAUGUUUAG